CCAUGGGUGAGGGGCUAUCACGUGUGUGAGAAUAGAAGUUCCAAGCUGGUACCGGGGGUAACAUGAGAGGGACAAUGCCGGGACAGGAGUGUGCGGCCCCUGCUGGAUAUAAAGGUAUCCCAGUGAAGUUCUCAGCCAAUCACACUUCACAGCACUACUUGUAUGCGAAAGAGCACAAAGUAAGGGGCCAGGCGGAUAAACCGCAAUUACAGAAGAACACUUUAUUUGUAAUCAACAUCCCAGCAUACUGCACAGAGAAAUGUUUAUCUAGACUUUUCAGUUGUUGUGGUCAUGUGGAGUCUGUGGAAGUGCUUGAGAAGCCCGCUCCAUCCGUAAAGGAUCAUGCCGUUUCCAAAUUCUUUAACUUGAAUGCGCUAAAGGGGUAUAAAGUGGCUUAUGUGGUGUUUAAAAAUUCCUCGGGGCUUCACGAGUUCAAUUCCCUUAAGUUUACAACACCGUUGGUUUUAUCUGGAGAGGAUCACGUUAUAAAAACUGGAAUCCAAGGUUGGAUAGAAGGUUAUGAGAUGUCCCUCGUUGAUGUUGCUGAACUCCAAGCCGAAGUUGAGCAAUACAUGCAGGAAUAUGACAAGAAAGUUGCAGAGAAAGAAGAAGAAGCCAAGGAAGAGGAGGAGCCCGAUGAGGACGGCUGGGUGACGGUGACAAGGAAAGGACGGCGCCCGGGUUUAGCGAGAACCGAAGCUUUCAGUAUUCGUGUGGCAGAAAAAGAAAAGAAGAAGAGAGCCCAGAAGGAACUCUUGGCUUUCUAUGCCUUUCAGAAUCGUAACAGCAAAAAAGAAUUCUUGGCUGAACUACAUAGAAAGUUUGAGGAAGACAAGCAGAAGAUCGCGAUAAUGCGAGCGCAGAGGAAAUUCCGGCCUUACUGAAGGACUCCACAUAGCAGAGAAGAAGAUGCGGCACAAAGUGAUUUUUCCGACAGACAUCGGUGAAAAGUUCCACAAGAAAGUUGUAGCAGAAAAAA
Messenger RNA from Rana temporaria (common frog), 979 nucleotides. RefSeq names its product ribosomal RNA processing 7 homolog A (gene RRP7A). The transcript is spliced from 7 exons. Lineage: Eukaryota; Metazoa; Chordata; Amphibia; Anura; Ranidae. Gene Ontology annotation, molecular function: nucleic acid binding. Bases 63 to 884 code for a protein of 273 amino acids. The record is from RefSeq and is a predicted model, not a curated record. Gene Ontology annotation, biological process: rRNA processing; ribosomal small subunit assembly. Gene Ontology annotation, cellular component: UTP-C complex; CURI complex.